CAUGCAAUCGUUAUAGACGGGCUGCGGGCAAGCUGUUACGGAGCGGGUCCCAUAUUCACUUGCGGGACAAAUGGGGAAAGGUAGAUAAACAGGUUAAGCAGGCUAUGUGGGAUGCCAUAAUGCAAGAAUUUUAUGUACCCGUAUCCGUCGACCAGCGCCUGGCACAGAAUGAAUUCUGGGGUGAUAUGGGCCGUAAGCACCGUUCGUGGAAGUCGAAGUUGAGGACCCAGCUAAAUAUUCGAGACGGUGACACGCCAUUGACAGUACGUGCGAGAAUGCCAGAGACGUUUUUUGAUAAGUAUGACCAAACGGAUGUGGAGGACGUACUGCACGAGUGGUGCACAAAAGUAAAUGUGGAGAGGUCUGAACGAAUGAAGCGGCUGCGGGAGCAGCAAGACAUCCCCCAUAGUCUGGGGUCCAAAAGUUAUGCCAGAUUUAAUCACGAUGAGGCAUCUAUAUCUGGCACGCCCCCCACUCGCGCCGAGUCGUUUGUGAAGACGCACACAAGGAAAGACGGCACUUUCCUGAACGAGCGGACACGGGACCUAUGCGAGCGGAUGACACAGAGUUUGUCCACUGAUCCUGCUGCCUCGGACCCCGUCUCAUCAGAUACGGUGCGUUGGGCACCUGGCGACGCGUACGAGCAAGCGGUUGGGCGACCCGAGUAUGCGGGUAGGGUUCGGCAGGUUGGGCCGAACGUUACUCCUGUUCGCGGGACUUGUUUCUCGUAUAGGGGUCGCACACGGGGGGGACCGGCCGAGGGCACUUCUCAGGAUUGGGCUGCUCACAAAAUUGCGGAGUUGGAGGGCAUAGUGCGGGCCGAGAGAGAGCGGGCUGACAGCAUGGAGCAGCGCAUACGACAGAUUGAUGAUAUGGAGCAGCGCAUGCGACAUUUUGAGGCCUUCAUGUCCUCUACAGGAUUAUCGUUCGUAUGCCCUGGUGCUCAGCAGUCUUCACCUGCACACGUCGGUAGUACGUCAUCUGUUAGUAGUGCGCCUGCAGGUAAUGCGACAACGGUUGGUCCGUUGUCGCCUUCUGGACAAUUGCUGACCCAACAAUCCCCUCUCGGGACUCCUUCGCCCGUUACACCAUCUCUUGCGGGACAAUCGACAGUUGGCGAGCUCACGCCCGGGACUGCACCUCGUGAUCCGCAGAGACGUCCUCCAGAUUUGGUUCCUUGCUAGCUGCUGCAUCAGCGAAUCCUAGC
Molecule: messenger RNA, 1207 nt
Organism: Alnus glutinosa
Lineage: Eukaryota; Viridiplantae; Streptophyta; Magnoliopsida; Fagales; Betulaceae
Exons: 7
Coding region: 105-1184 (359 amino acids)
Source: RefSeq, a predicted model, not a curated record